GAGCCAUGAAAGCAACCACAGCUGCUGCUGAGGUCCUGUGUGACAGGCAGGAUUGAAACUCUGGUAUUGGAUUGGCUGCUGCUCCAGCAGAAGAGGCUGAAUCCAGUCUGUGCACUUUCCAGAAACUUCAGUUGGCUGACCCAUGUGUAUAUGUCGGGGAUUUGGACCAGGACUAAGCAGGUUUUAUCCCACUCAUCUGCCUUAUUCAGGAGCCUGGACUAACAGUCUAGAGACAUGUCUUUCUUUAUUUCGCAGCAUAUAAACCUAGAGGAUAACUUAAUUUGGGAUUUAUUAGGCAUUCAGGAUGAUGGAAAUCUGGAUGUGGCCAAGCCCAGCAUGAGAAGUGAGAAGAGAAGGCAGAGAACAUUCCUGCAAUGGCCAUCCACUGCUCCUGUCUCGGGCCUGGACCUUGCCAAGGCUGGUUUCUUCUUUGUUGGACCAGGAGACAGUGUAAAGUGUUUUUGCUGUGGUGGGAUUCUGAAGAGCUGGGUGCCUGGGGAUUCGCCAAUGUCAGAGCAUCAGCGAUUUUUCCCCAAUUGUGAUUUUGUCCUCGGCAAGAAUGUUGGCAACGUUCCCACCUUCCCACCAAGGCAAGCCUCAGACUGUGUGGAUGGGCAGAUCCUGAGCCAGCUGCAGAGAAUUCCUGAGGAGGCAGAGGAGGAAGAGGAGGAGCGUGGGCUGGCCAGGCAGCCCACAUACCCUGAUAUGGAGUCAGAAGCAAUGAGACAGGCAACGUUCCAUAACUGGCCAUUGAAUGCCAUGGCUCAGCCAGAACAACUGGCCAAAGCAGGCUUCUUCUAUUCAGGCCACCGUGAUAAGGUGACUUGUUACUACUGUGAUGGUGGCCUGAGGAACUGGGAACAAGGGGAUGAUCCCUGGAGAGAACAUGCUAAAUGGUUUCCAAGAUGUGAGUUCUUGCUUCAAGCCAGGGGAAGGGACUACAUCAACAGCAUCCAUGACUUGUAUUUCACUCCCAUGGAAUCCCUGGGAAGUUCAGGACAGCUGGAUGAGCAAGAGUCCACUGUAGCCCAAGAUCAAAUGGGGAAUCAGGACUGGCCUUUUCUGCAGCAGUUCUCCAUAGUACAGAGUGCCCUGCAGAUGGGUUUUGACCAGAGCUUGGUGGAGAGUUUGGUGCAGAGUAAAUAUGUGCUGACAGGGGCCUGUUACACCUCUGUGUCUGACCUGGUCUCUGAUCUGCUCCAAGAGGAAGAGAAUAGAGGACCUGUUAAGAGUGCCCCUGAGACUCCUGCAGUCAGAACGGAAUCCCAGCCUGAGUGCUUAGAAGGAGCAGGAAAUCUGAGCACAGAGGAGCAGCUGCAGCGUUUGCAAGAAGAGCGAACUUGCAAAGUGUGCAUGAACCGCAUGGUUUCCAUUGUCUUUGUCCCCUGUGGUCACUUGGUAGUCUGUACAGAGUGUGCCCCCAACCUGCAGCACUGCCCCAUAUGCAGGGCCCUCAUUCGGGGAAGUGUGAGAACUUUCAUGUCUUAGUCCUGUAGAGAACAGCAAAGAGCACCUGAGAUCUGUUGGUGAUGAGUAGGACCUGAGGCUGGGUUUGUUGAACUGCCCUGCCUCCUCCAUGCUCCACUGGAAGGGGAAUAUGGAGCCUUUUUAUUAUUAGUAGUAAGUAUCAUCCCCACCUUCCUAUGCACUUAAUGCCUAGAAGCAUUUUAUGGUGUGUCUACUCUGUUUCUGCAGGUCUUCUGCUCUCUGCUGAAAUUGUGAGGGUGAUCAGAAAAAUUGGCUUGGAUUCAAUUUCUUAGAACCUGAUUUAGUCUCCACAUCUUACCUCUCUGCUGCUCUUGGAGAGACUGGGAUAAAGUUUCAGUCGCUUUCCCAUUCUCUUCCUGCCCAGCCCUCUGCAAACCUUCAGAAAGGCAAUGCUAGCUUUAGAGCAACUGCAAACCCCUGCUUUCUGGUUCUGUAGAAAGAACAAAUUUUCCAUAGCAACUUCUCCAUCUUCUUUUAGAAAUAGUAAUUUUUCAAGAUAUCGCAGUGAUUGAGGCAGUAUGCCUGAAUAAAGCCUCCUACUAAACUAGUCUAAUUUCAUAAAUUAAAAUUCUCCAGACUUUCAUCUUGGAGAAGAGGGAAAGUCUCAUAUGCUUAAGACCCAAUGGGGAAACCUUUAUUUUAUGUUUUUUAGAAGACCACUUUAGGGGAAAUGUAUGCUUUUGUUUUGCUAUGAACUUAAAUUUUCCUCAGUUUUGUAAUAAAAAGCUAUGAU
This is a messenger RNA of Tachyglossus aculeatus (Australian echidna), 2221 nucleotides long. It is a transcript of the gene BIRC7, whose product is annotated as baculoviral IAP repeat containing 7. Gene Ontology annotation, molecular function: cysteine-type endopeptidase inhibitor activity involved in apoptotic process; ubiquitin protein ligase activity. The record is from RefSeq and is a predicted model, not a curated record. Bases 235 to 1488 code for a protein of 417 amino acids. Gene Ontology annotation, biological process: positive regulation of protein ubiquitination; negative regulation of apoptotic process; regulation of cell cycle. Gene Ontology annotation, cellular component: nucleus; cytoplasm. Lineage: Eukaryota; Metazoa; Chordata; Mammalia; Monotremata; Tachyglossidae. The transcript is spliced from 7 exons.